AUGAACGGGGGCGCCGCCGCCGCGAGCGGCCAGCCCUUCCCGGGCGCCGUGCAAUUUCCAGGAGGCACCACUGUCCUUGUAGAGCUCACUCCCGACAUCCACAUUUGUGGUCUGUGCAAGCAACAGUUCAAUAACCUAGAUGCAUUUGUUGCUCACAAGAGAACUGGCUGUCAACUGUCAGGUACAACAGCUGGGCCCACCAGUACAGUACAAUUUUUGGCAGAAGAAACAGUGCCAGCAACACAGACCCAGACCACGACAAGAACUAUCACUUCUGAGACCCAAACCAUCACAGUUUCCGCACCUGAGUUUGUUUUUGAGCAUGGCUACCAGACGUACCUUCCUGGUGAAAACAGUGAACCUCAGACUGCUACUGUUGUCACCACUACACCGAAACCUCGCACCAGAAAAUCCACCACAUCAGCAUCGCAAAAGAAACUUGACUGCUGUUACCCAGGCUGUCAGUUCAAGACAUCCUAUGGCUUGAAAGACAUGGAGCGACAUUUAAGGACACACACAGGUGACAAGCCCCAUAAAUGUGAUGUUUGCGGCAAGAGCUUCAGUCGCAAAGACAAGCUGAAAAUGCACAUGCGAUCCCAUAGCGGGGUGAAACCCUACAAGUGUAAACACUGUGACUAUGCCGCCGCUGAGAGCAGCAGCCUGAACAAGCACCAGCGCAUCCAUUCAGACGAGCGCCCUUUUAAGUGCCAGAUCUGCCCUUACGCGAGCCGUAAUUCCAGCCAGCUCACUGUUCAUCUCAGAUCUCAUACUGGAGAUGCUCCCUUCCAGUGCCGUCUCUGCAGCGCCAAAUUUAAAAUCAACUCUGAUUUGAAAAGGCACAUGCGCGUCCACACCGGGGAGAAGCCCUACCAAUGCGAGUUCUGUGAGGUGCGCUGCGCCAUGAAAGGCAACUUGAAAUCGCACAUCCGCAUCAAGCACAACGUGGAGAAUGCCUUCCGGUGCCUUGAGUGCGAGUUCCAAUGUGGGAACAAGACGAGCCUCCGGCAGCACCUGCGCACCCACCAGCCCGAGCAGCCGGUGAAAUGCUUGGAGUGCAGCUACUCCUGUUCCAACAAGGCCACCCUGAAGGUGCACGAGAGAAUCCACUUCAAAGAUCGCCCGUUCAAAUGUGAGUUCUGCAGCUUUGAUACCAAGCAGCGGAGCAACCUGACCACGCACUUGAAGAAGGCGCACCAGGACAAAGUUAAGGUCAAGAAGAAAACACCAGCCGAUAAGGCGGAGGGAGACCGAUCGAAGGAAGGCAGCUCCAGACAGGUCGCCAAGCUGGAGGCCAAGAAGGCAUUCCGGUGUGAUCUCUGCGAGGCCUCCUUCGUCCGAGAGGAUUCUCUACGGAGCCAUAAGAGGCAGCAUGUUGAGUAUAAUGGCGCUAAAACCACCGAGCUGGCCGUCUUGCAGUUCCAUAUGGACCCCGAUAGGCCGGCCGGCACUCCUAUUACCGUCAGCCAUCUCCAAGUGCCGCUGCAUGCUUCCCCUUAUGGCGAAGGGCAGGUCAAGAUCAUUGUUGGACACCAGAUGCCUCAAGCCAGUGGCCUGGUGCAAGCGGCUUCAGUCAACAUUGUGCCUCCUGCCUUAAUAAGCCAGAGCCAAGAAGACCUGUCUGGCCAUAACCAGUUGCAGAUACUUCAGCAGGUAAGGUUGCUCGCUCCGCCUCUUCCCUCGGGGUCUCAAGCAGGAAGCCUCGCAGUGGGCCAGCCAACAGUGCUCCUCACGACCCAGGACGAAGCGGACCAAAGCGCACCGAAUCAGGCCCUGAUUCCCACCAUUCCAGUGGGUGGCCACGAGGUCUCGGCUAGCCAGGCUUUCAUCAACAGUGCUGGGAUCAGCUGCUCGGACUUGGAAGGGCUCAGUGCUUUGAUUCAAGAAGGGGCAGGUGAAGUCACGGUGGUGAGCGAGGAGGACCCGAGCAUUGCUGUGUCAGCGUCAGCUCCCCCACCGCCUAUUUUUUCCUCCGCUUCUCACCCAGAUACGCCGAAGCAGGCCUACUCCAUCAUCCAGAGUGGAGCUCAUGCAAGUUUGCUGUGUCCUGCAGACUCCAUACCGGAUUAGUCAAGGAAAAGCCAUCCGUUCAGCACUUUCCUAGCACAAUAAAUUCAGCCCUGGAGGGCGCUCUAGAUUAGGUUGUUGAGCAGAGCGGGCGGAGUCAGCUGUGUUGUCACAACGCCAGUCCAUUUCAGUGCUCCAUGCCUUCCUGGAGAUAGUGCCCCUCCUCAUACAGAGCAUAACGCGCAUGUGUGACUGGCCCAGUGCUGUGGCUGCUUUGAGGCCUGAGAGUUGUGGGGAAGAACACAAGAUUCUAUGAAGUGACACCACUCAGUUUUCAUCGCCUCCCUACGCAUGGCCCAUUUUUACCCUUUCCAGCUCUAAACACUUGUUUGGUACAGGACGGUCUUUCACACCCAAAAUGUGGCACUUUAGCACUUCUUUCACUACUUGAAAGUUUUCGCCUUAAAGAAAUAUCCAGUGAAAAAGGUUGCAUUGAAAAGAUCUUCAAGCUUUACAGUCCGCUUUAGCUUUGAUGCAUAACUUAAAGCUGUCUUCCCCAAUCUGGUGCCCUCCAGAUGUGUUGUCUGCAACUCCCAUUAUCCCCAGCCAGCCUGGUUAAAGCUGGCCUAAUGGGUUCCGUGGAAAAGAACGUUUGGGCUGCUGUUGCUUUUUUCCUGCCUUCAAUUCCAUUUCCCAGACUUUAAAAUCAUGUCAUGCGUAUACAUAAUACAUUUUUUGAUGUUGAAAAUAAUGAAAUGACCUUAGACUGUAAUCCUGUGCUGGAAUAUACUGUACUGUGAUCCUGCAGAGACUUUAGUUGGACUGAGUAAUAUAAGCUGGGUGCAGAAUUGCAGGGUCAAUUCCUAAAACGGGGGCAAGGAGGCACUUUUUAAAAACCAGCUUUAUUCCUGAGUCUUUCAUGACAGCUUGACGUGCAGCAGUCAGCCUAGCUGGAGAGAGGAAGGUAGGGAAAAGAUGACUUGCUUCUGCUAAAGGUAUAGGAGCAGCCCAGCAAAGUGAGGAGUUGGCCCUAAAGAUUGGCUCAAAGCAAAAGCCAAUUGAUAACAUUUGAAUAUCAGAUGCUCUGUAUCAGGGCCAGGGGGAACAGUUGUUAAAGGGCAGAAUAAACCUGAGCUAUGUGCCAUUGUCCGCCGCAGCCCAGAGACAGAGCAAGCAUGUUCCACAGACAUCUCAAGCCGUAUUUUGCAGCCUCCUGAUCGUCUCACUUAAUUCAGGCAUUGCACACGUGUCCUCUGUGUCCAACAGUAGGGCCGGAUAUUGUAUCUCAAUGCCUUACAGAUUGCAUGUGGGCAUUUUGGCAAUUGUGAGGAGAGCUGUGAAAAGAUUUCAUAGCGCAUGCAGCCCCCUAUUUAAUGGGCGCAGGAAGGAAACUCUUCCGGGAAGCAUAGGGUACCCCCAUUUCUGCAAUGUUCAAUGGAGGGACUGUAGGUAAUACACCUUUUGGGGGCACAAAUGAAUGAAUCUGCACAACUUGUGGCCCGCUCAGCCCAACAGUCAACUAUGCAAUGCAGCCCAACAGUGAGGUGGUUUGGAGUGGCAGGCCACAAUACAAGACUGUGUUUGGUUUGGUGGGACGUAUUGUAUUGGUCUGCAUUAGAUCAUUAUAUAGGAGUAGUUUGAUCCAAUUAUCGCCUUUCCAAUUCUAUGCAGCCAACGCGUGCGGAGGAGGCUGCGUUCCAUUUUUGGCUUAUUUUGUGUGUUCAUUGGUGGAAAAGCUGUGAUGAAUUCUUUUAUGUCAUCUAUAGGUGGUGCUAGAACUCAAGCUGAGGUUUGAACUGAAGCACAUUGAACUGAAGUUUAAGGAUAGGUACAUACUGUGAGAGAUGGAACUGUUGUGGCUUUCUUGCUAUAACACUUACUUGUGUGCAGAUGAUAACUUAAAAACAAAGACAGUUCUUCCUCAGCGGCCCGCCACCAAAAAGUUAGCAAAAUGUCCUCCAGGAAACAGUGAUUUAAUUAGAAGUG
Molecule: messenger RNA, 3990 nt
Organism: Elgaria multicarinata webbii
Lineage: Eukaryota; Metazoa; Chordata; Lepidosauria; Squamata; Anguidae
Gene: ZFP64
Product: ZFP64 zinc finger protein
Exons: 6
Coding region: 1-2067 (688 amino acids)
Biological process (GO): positive regulation of transcription by RNA polymerase II
Cellular component (GO): nucleus
Source: RefSeq, a predicted model, not a curated record